Messenger RNA from Austrofundulus limnaeus, 2093 nucleotides. Its product is annotated as pleckstrin homology-like domain family B member 1. Gene Ontology annotation, cellular component: basal cortex. Lineage: Eukaryota; Metazoa; Chordata; Actinopteri; Cyprinodontiformes; Rivulidae. The record is from RefSeq and is a predicted model, not a curated record. Gene Ontology annotation, biological process: regulation of microtubule cytoskeleton organization. Gene Ontology annotation, molecular function: protein binding.
CAGACACUGAGAGUUUGCUCAAUGGGAAUCACCGGGCCAGGCCAUUCCAGUCUCCCCCGACUCCUGGAGAAAGAGUCCAGUCUGAGCACAGUGCGAUCGUCAGCUCCAUUGAGAAGGACCUCCAGGAGAUCAUGGAUUCUUUAGUCCUGGAUGACCAAGAUCCUGAGCCCUGUUCAUCAGAGGCUAAAAAACCUCCUGGAGUCCAGUCCAGUUCCCACUCCUCCCUGUCACCUGUAGUCAAUGGAGGGGGGAGGCAUCUGCUAUCCCCUCCUACCAGCCCGGGGGCCAUGUCUGUGGGCUCCAGCUAUGAAAAUGCAUCACCUCCUUUCUCCCCCCUCUCCUCCCCCUCAGCAGCCAGCAGUGGGAGCUUUACCAGCCCGUCUCCUGGUGGAGGACCCCAGGACCAGAGCUCUUCUCUGCCACCAGUGCCUACACGCUCUUCCAGCUACAACUUUACCACCCAGCCUCCACUUCACCCACGGACCAUACUGCCUAACUAUAGCAGCACUGGCAUGGGCCCAAAGGUCCAGGAAAGCCCCAGGCUGCAGAGGAAGAUCUCAGCAGAAGCUCCUCCAAGCCCCAAACCAAACCUCAGAGGACUCAACCAGGAGUCUGAGAGCCCUCUGCAGAUCUCUCUGUUGUCCUCCAGUGAGUCUCUCAGUGGUAGAAAUGUUGUGCCAAGCAGUCCCAGAGUCAUUCCCAAAUUCCCGGCUCUGUCCAGUCCCAGGACCAAGACUACCUCGGUGCUCCAGGAAAGGCCUGCCAGUCCUUUCAGGGAGCAGGCCCCUCCAGCAGAUCGCUCCCUGAAUUCCAGCCCCUCCAGGCAGCUGUCUCCACCCAGCAGAGCCUUUCAGCCUCCCCUCGACCCCAUUGUUCAUAUCAUCCAAGGAUCUCCACUCCAGCAGCAUCCUCGUUUGCUGCAGACCCCCGAGAGCCCCCGCCUGGCCAGGAGGAACUUGGAGUUGAAUGGUGGCGGUGCAGGAAGCAGUAGUAUGAGAGAGCUGCCUCCUCUCAGUCCCUCCUUAGCUCGAAGAGGGGUUCCAGUUCUUCCAGGAGCUCUUCCAGGAACAAUCCCUACGCUGAGAACCCCAGAGAGCCCCUCAAGUCUGGGCAGGUUUGUCCCAGAGAGUCCCAGGCUUCGCCGCAAAACUGGAUCCACAGCAGAGGAAGCAUCCUGCAGCCGAGGGAUGAGGGCCCGCAGUCCAUCUCCUACCUCUGUGAUGAUGGAGGUGAACAGUGGUGUGGGCGUACGCAAGGGAAGCAGUGGAAACCCUCUGUCACCUGCCUACAGUCUGGGCUCCCUGCCUGGUUCAUCCCCUGUAGCCAGCCCCAGGACCCAGAGGAAGACGUCUUCAGGGAGACCCCACCCAGGAAUGAGAGAGAGAAAGAACAGCAUCACAGAAAUCAGCGACAAUGAAGACGAGCUGCUGGAGUACCACCGACGUCAGAGAGAGGAGAGACUCCGAGAGCAGGAGAUGGAGAGACUGGAGAGACAGCGACUGGAGACCAUCCUGACUCUCUGUGCUGAAUACAACAAAGGUGAGAGCACAGAGCUGGACCCUCUGGGCUCUGGGAGGAUGGGUUUUCCUGGGAGCCUGGCCGACAGCUCAGCGCGGAGGCCGUCUUUAGACAACGUCUUUGGAAGCACCCCUUUGUCCUCCUCGACCACGCUGUGUUUGGCACAGAGACAGAGAGAGAGUGAUGAGGAGAACCUGAAGGAGGAGUGCAGUAGUACAGAGAGCACCCAUCAGGAGGUGAGGACGUCUCCUGCUCCCUUCACAUCAGUGCUGCUGAAUGGAGAGCAACAGCAUGAGGACUCGGCUGGUCCAGGCAGUGCAGGUCAUUCAGAGCUCAGCUACCUGGAGGAUGAGAGGCUUCGUGUCCUGGCUCGGAUCGAUGAGCUCAAAGCUCGGCUCACUGAGCUGGACCAACAACACCAGGAGUCCAAACAAGAGGCAGAGAUGGAGCGAGCCUUGCUGCAGGGUGAGAGGGAGGCGGAGCUAGAGCAGAUAGAGGCUGAAUCCAUGGUCAUCAACCAGCUGCAGCACAAGCUGGAUGAGCUGGAGGAGGCCAUCCAACGUGAGAAGGUCAAG